Messenger RNA from Haliaeetus leucocephalus (bald eagle), 6036 nucleotides. It is a transcript of the gene ITPRIP, whose product is annotated as inositol 1,4,5-trisphosphate receptor interacting protein. Gene Ontology annotation, molecular function: protein kinase inhibitor activity. Gene Ontology annotation, cellular component: membrane. The transcript is spliced from 3 exons. NCBI's taxonomy places the organism in Eukaryota, Metazoa, Chordata, Aves, Accipitriformes, Accipitridae. The record is from RefSeq and is a predicted model, not a curated record. Bases 280 to 1929 code for a protein of 549 amino acids.
AGAAGGGAGCUCCUCGCUUGCUGGUAUGUCUGCAAAGCUGACGGACCUGCUGUGUGAUUUGCACGCUUUCCCACAGGAGAAGCAGCAUUUUAACUCAUCCCUGAUCACUUCAAAGCUGAUUAUUUCUGGUCUCUUGAGCUUUUAUGAUCAUUUUAUUAGACUUCCUGGCUGUGCUUCAGUUGCGGGUGACUGAAUAUAGUCUUCUCGGCAUCGCGGUGAUAGUAGUAAUGUGAAGUUUAAAGAGCACCUGCAAAGUCGUGUAGCAGGGAAGAAACUGCCAUGCCUGUGGGAAUCUUCCGGGUAUGCCUAGUGGUGAUUACAGCUAUUGUCAACCACCCGCUCCUCUUCCCUAAAGAGAAUGGCACUGUCCCCGAGAACACGGAAGAAAUCAUCCGAAAGAUGAAGGAGCGGGAGGAGAGCCUUCGGCUGGAGAAGUUGCGCUUGGAGCAGGAAAUUGCACACCAGGAAGCCACGCAGAAGACUCUGGAAAAGGCUGCAGAGGUGGUGGAGGAAAGCAAAGAGGAAAAGGUCCGAUGGGAUAUGUGGACUGCCCUUUCCAUGGUCAUCUUCCUGCUGAUCGAGCUCUGGAGGCAGGAUUUCCAGGAAGGGAUUUGGCAGGACACAGGAGGGGAAGAGGAUGACAUGGCUGUCCUGGGGAAAGUGUUUAAAGGUGUGGCCUUCCCUGACAAGGCCGUCUUGGCCAGCUUCUAUGAGAAGCGCAUCCUGGGUACCACCGGAGACAUGGCCAGGAUGCGGGAGAUGGUGGAAGGCUUUGCAGAUGACCUGUUGGAAGCCUUGAGGAGUGUUUGUAACCGGGACGCUGACAUGGAAGUGGAGGACUGCAUGGGUGUGGGGAGCAUGUAUGAGAACUGGAGAGUGCGUAAACCUUUUGUCUGUGAUCUGAUAGUGCCUUUUGCGCCCCCAGAGCCAUACUGUUUUCGGUCCCAGACCUGGUGCUCUGGUGACUCUUUUCCCCCAGAUGAACAAGGUUAUGGCACUAUCAAGGUAUGUAGGGCAGAUGAGGAUGUGACGGGUUGCAUCUGUGACAAGACUAAACUAGGGGAAGAUAUGCUGUGCCUCCUCCACAGCCAAGCCAAUACUACCAGGCCCAGCAGUGAGAUGGAAGACCUCCUGUGCUUCAAAAAUACUCAAUAUCUGGAUGCUGAUCAAGUCAUGAAGUGGUUCCAGAUUGCAGUCACCAAGGCCUGGAACAGAAUCUCCCACAAGUAUGAAUUCGACCUCUCCUUCAGCCUCCUGGACUCCCCAGGAGCCCUGAAGAUAAAAUUUAGGUCAGGGAAAUCGAUUGCCUUCAACCUCACCCCUGUGGUGCAGUACGAGAACUCCGAUGUUUACUUCAUCUCUCAUUUCCCUCGGAGUGGCCUGGCAGCAGACCUCCCCUCCAGCACUCACUGGUUUCUCACCUUCGCAGUGUAUGAGAGGAGGUUCAUCCAGCUGGUCUCCAAAAUGCUGCCUGCUAAUGCCUGCCAUGUCAGCUGCCUUCAGAUCCUCUCCUUCCUUCAUGGGAAGCAAUGCAGCCUCACAGGUCCAAGCGGGCUUACCAACUACCACCUGAAGACAGUAAUGCUGCAUCUUCUGCAGGCACGUCCCAGUCAGGACUGGGCCCCAGAGAAGUUGGAGGCCCGUCUACAGGACAUGCUGAAAUUCCUGGAGAAAUGUUUGCAUGAGAAGAAACUCUACCACUUCUUCAUUGGCAAUAGGAAGGUACCAGCAGAGCUGGGCUUCCCCAUCAUAUUCCAGAGGGCUGAGCCUCUCAACCUUUUUCGUCCCUUUGUGCUACACAGGGAUGUUUACAGGAAGACAGUGGACACAUUCCACGAGAUGCUCAGGAACAUGUCUGCACUGAUAAAUGAGUACACAGUGCACAUUCCCCUUGCACACACCAAUGGGAUCCAUAAGGAAUCCCUUUAACCAAAGCCAGCAGGAAGACACUUGUUCCUCUAAGCACAAGUCCAGAGUGCAGCUUUCUGAAGCCUCCUGGAGACAACUGACUUUGCCAGUACAGCUUAUUGUCUGCAGCUGAACCAGUCCUGGGCCAUGGUUUCUGCAGUAAGGGAGAGGGGAUGGGGGGAGGAUAGGGAGAAACUGGAACAAGUGGUAUAAAAGUAAGUUUCUGCUCCACUGGUGUGCUGGCUGGGUUUUAUGCAGCUAAGAAUAUAUUUUUCUAUUGUGCCUCAGUCAUGCUACAGUGGUGGUGAGCAACAAAUACGACUAAUUUAUUCAAAUGCCUGCAAUGCAAACAGUGGUGGUGGCCAAAUACUUAAUUUCCUUUGGAAGGGGGAGAUAAGAAAAGGGUGGAGGAAUCAGAGACAGGAUCUUGGGAUUGCAGGAGCCUGUCUGCUUGCAGACAGCAGGAGCUCUGCGACUGAUGGGAAGCACAACAUAAGACUCAGUGCUGAUGUGGGGAGAAGGGUCAUGCACAAGAUAUGGACUGGAUGUUGAUCCUUAAAUCAACCACAGCUCUUUAAUCAAAAGGGAACUGUAGUUAUAAAAAAAAGCCUUCUUGAUAGGACUUGCAGCAGUAGUUUAAAUGGCUUGUCCUGUCCUUCAAAAAAUACCCCUGCACAUUUCUUCUCCCUGGGGAGGAUGUAGCAGAGCAGGCAGCAGGGUCUGUGUCUUCAGACCAUUUCAUUAGAGUCUUCCAUUUUCUUCAUGGUAACAUGGCUAGCAGGUUAUAUUCCUGGCCAUUUUCCAUGGAUAAAUGGAUAGAAACCUUUUUUUUUACCUUAGAUAAAGGAGAGGAACCAUUAUUGGGUUCUGGCAUUUUGGCUUAUUUGUUUGUUUUCCUUACCUCAGGGCAGCAAGGCUGAGAACAGCCAAGAGAGAAAGGACUGCUACAGGCUUUGCUUUAAUAAAAGAAGCAGUUCUCUAAAAUUAUCCUGUAAUGAAGCCAAUCUCAGCAGUCUGGUAGCAGGAGGGAACAAUCACCCUCCAAAUGAGAGUGUGGUUUUAAUGAGGCCAAGACCAGCAGGAUGGCUCUGAGUUAGGAGGAGGGUAUGGAAGAGGUGCACACGUAGCAGAGCUUGGCAACACUGUCUCUGCAGCUGCCUUGUGGUCUGUGUCCCAUCCCUUCUGCUCCCAUACCCAGGCAAAAGCUACCUGUUUGCCUCCAUGCAGGGUGUCCUCAGUCCUUUUAAAGACUGCUGCUCUGAUGAGAGUCUGAGGAGCUGCUGCUAGUAGACUGUAAUUUGCUGAGCCGGGAGUGCAAUGGGGAAAUGACAGCUUCUGCAGGCUUUUAAGCCAGGGGAGAAUCUUGAGCCAUGUGCUAAAAACCCCAAUGCAGAAAUGGAGGUGCCUGAACUCCCUCAGGAAGCAGCACGUUAGCGCUGAGCCAGUGGGCUGCCCAGCCCUGCUGAGGUGGCCUUGCUGGAGGAGAGGGCUCAGUAGCUCCUCACUCGCCUUCGUGUGCUUUGUACAGGAUCCAAGCCAGGGCCUCAGUGCAGAUCUGCCUUGUGCUGGUCCCAGAGGCCUGGCCUCCAGUGGUAAGGGGCAUUUCCUACCAUUUUCUUACACUAGGCUUUCCUGCAAUGUUUUACACUAGGGCUUCUCUGAAACCUGUUUACAAGAGGGUGGUGGUUCUGGGUGGUGAGAGCCAUCAGGGAUGAUAUUACCAUGACUCCACAGGUAUCUUUUUAUCAGUCCUCUCUAUCAAUCACAUGCAUCAGAGCAAAGAUUUAAUCCUGUAUCACUACUAGGGACAGCAUAUAGCGUGAGGCUUAUUAUCCAGCCUGUUGAUAAGCAAACUUUCCAUAGACGUGUCCUCUGCCUUUUCCUAGUAAAAACCAUUUCACCACCUCCUUCAUGUCUGCUCUUGUCUGUCCCUCCACCAGUGAGGGACAUUUCAUGCACAAAGGCAGAGAAAGCUGUAACUCCAGUUUUCACACCUGGUUUAUAAGAAAGUGCAAGUGGGGACAGGGAACUCUGCUCAAAUUGCUGCUCCCCUUGGCUUUUAUCAUCACAGCUAUAGGGUGGUUAAGAAAUAUUUCUCAGCAGAAAGUAAGGGGUAGGAAGCAAAAAGGGAGAAAAGAGGCUGGUGGGUAGUGCCAGUAGGAAAGAGUCAUGGAUCAUCAGUGCUUGCUUCAGCACCCUUGGCGAUGCGUGCCUGGGAGACUGCCAGGGCUGGCAGAGCAACAGGGCAGGACUAAUUGCUAACGCCAAGGACUGCUGUAAGCCCCUGGCUUUCAUUAGCACAACCAAGCAAGCCUUCCCCAGUAAGAAAGAGGCCAGGAGCAAUCUCGGAGAACAUGGCGAGCAGGUAGUGACAAGCAGAGGUACAGGGAAAGCGGGUGAAUACUGGAGCCUGGAGGCUACAUUGGAAGCUGUGUAAGUUGUUUGCAAACCCAAGCAAUUUGACAUUUUUGCCUGCCCAGGUUUACUGCACAGUGCCUGUAGUAGAUCCAGCUUUGCAUGGGCUGCUGGCAGGCAGGUCAUGCUGAAGCAGUUGUGGUCAGAUCUUCUAAAUGUGUUCCCUGCCUAGCCAGCGAGAAAUAAAAAUUUCUCUGCCACUUCCUGUCAGGAGUCUAAAUUUAGCCCGUCGAAAGAACAGAAACAAUUUUGUGACCCAGGUCUCUCAGGAAAUGACAUUCAGGGUUGAAAAAUAACUUUUAUAUAAAGUUGAGCAGGGGGAGGAUGAGAAGAAAAGGCUGUUGAACAGAAUAAGGUAACUCCCCUGUUAAAAUGGCAGAACAGAGCUUUGUAACACCAGUCCUACAGGCUUGUAAACAUGCCUAAACUCAUCUUUACACAGCUCCGAGCACUGCUGCUCAGACUCAAAGGGAACCUAAACUGAUAAGUAGAUUGAAUCUUUUGUUCUUCAUUUUCUGUAUUUGUGUGCCUGUUCUCUCUUAAGCCCAAACUGACCCUGAAGUGUUCCCAUGGGGUUUAGCUGAACCCAAGCUGGAGCUGAACCAAGGAAUUUAUGGAUUUGCUUCCCCUGAAAGCAAAUUGCUUGGCUUAAUUUUCCUACAUGCAAUAUGCUCAUUUUGCCCUGAGCACCUUUUAAGAGGUCUGUUCUGUGCAUUUAGGCUGUGAGGGAGCCCACUCAUACCUAUCCAGGGGGAGAAGUGCUCUGUGAUUAUAAGCUGUGCUCCAGUAAGCCUCAGGGCAGAGAUCUUCUUUGUAAGCCGUAUAGCAGUAUAUAUACAUGUCCCAUCUGAGAAGAUGUGGGUACACAGCAUUUCUCUGGAUCAGACCUCUGCAGUGGUACAAGGAGGCCAUGAUGUGAAGCACAUUCCUUGGACUGCCUUGUCUCUCCUGUAUUAAAUCUUUUCCCACCAAGUACUAGCCCUAUCAAUAAAAGGCCACACUCACAUUUCAUAAAAAAGGUUUAUAAGACAGUUCAGCUCCAUGAGCUGUCAGCCAGUAAAAAUGUCCUAAGACGUUUUAGGGCUGCCCAUGUUUAGUUCUGCCUUGAUUGAAGUCUGGCUGGGCAUUCAUAGGAAGCAGCUUUAAAGGGUGGGGAUGGAAGUGGGCGUUUGUGGCUUAAAGUGAAUAACAUUCUUUUGAAACCAAACAGCGUAUGACACAUGAGUAACAAACACACAACAUCUCUUUGGUAAUUCCUGUAUCUCUCUGAGAGAUCCUAAGGAAGGGUAAACUGCCUGUCCCAGACCCCUUUCUUGUGUCUCAGGGCUGUUCUUGCUAUUUGCUAACCAGGUGAAUUAAACAGAUGAACUCCUAUUGCCUUCUGCCAGUUUCCAGCCACUCCCUCCACCCUCAACUUGUGGUUUUAAUAUUUUAUUAUAGGCUCUGUCAAAGCAAUGGGAUUAGUGAUGGCUUGAUAGCAGCCACUGAUCUACUACAUAGCCUCAGGAGCCAUUUGCCUUUAGGAAAUGUCUUGGUCUAAGAUUAUUAUUGUUCAGGUGCCGAAUGUCUUCUAAGGGGAGCUGUUGGUAGUUCACUCUUUAGUAUGUGGCAACCAUAGAAUAUGGUUUCUCUCUCUCCGAGUUGCUCUGUACACAGGUCUUAUGGGCGUAUAAAGAUGUAUUUCAGCAAAGAGAUCCAAAAUUUUAUCCAGUG